AUGUCAAAUUUUACUGAUAUAAAUCCUGCGCCACAACAGGCAGAAACAGUCCAAGUUCAGGCGAACUUCAAAGAACCACGGAUAUGUGGUGGUGUUAGUCAGUUUGGAGACGUUGAUCAAGAUGCUGAAGAAAUUUAUAAUAAGCAUAAAAAUUAUAUUGAUGAAAAAAUUCGUUCAAAAUUCAAUCUCGAUGCUGAUGUCAAAUUAGCAGAUAAACCAGCGUCCGUUGCACGUCAAUGUGUGGCUGGAAUAAAUUACUACUUCAGAGUUCAACUACCUGAUUCAAAAAAGUUCGCCACUGUUAAAAUUUUUCAAGGAAUCGGUAAUAAUAAAACUGUAGAAGACCAAAAUGUUGAUGUUCGUGAAACAUUAUCGGACGAUGCCAUCGCCGAUGUUCAUGGACAUUCAUAA
Molecule: messenger RNA, 411 nt
Organism: Didymodactylos carnosus
Lineage: Eukaryota; Metazoa; Rotifera; Eurotatoria; Philodinida; Philodinidae
Source: the annotation of a GenBank genome assembly